Penicillium concentricum is the source of this 582-nucleotide messenger RNA. RefSeq names its product major facilitator superfamily domain-containing protein. The coding region runs from base 1 to 582 and encodes 193 amino acids. Gene Ontology annotation, biological process: transmembrane transport. The transcript is spliced from 3 exons. Lineage: Eukaryota; Fungi; Ascomycota; Eurotiomycetes; Eurotiales; Aspergillaceae. The record is from RefSeq and is a predicted model, not a curated record. Gene Ontology annotation, molecular function: transmembrane transporter activity.
AUGCCCAUACUUAGGAAAUCAAUAUCCUAUGGUGUCUUUUUGGCCCAUUAUCUGGGCACAGAUACAUUUCCGGGGGCAUCAGACCUCGACUUUGCGUUUGUCGGAGGUCUUUCCCUCAGCAUGGCCCAAUUCAUCGCGCCGGUCGCAACAAUCACGACUCGAGUAUGGGGGACAAGGGCUACCUUGAUGAUCGGAAUUACAUUGCAGACCGCGGCAUUAUUAGGAGCCUCGUGGGCGAGCCAGAUUUAUCAGGCUCUAUAUUUCGGAUUUGGGAUGGGAAUGCAAUUUAGUGCUACUAUUGGUAUCAUCCCUCAAUGGUUCACCCGCCGACGUUCCCUUGCAAAUGGUAUUGCAACGGCGGGAUCGGGGAUCGGAGGCCUCAUCUAUUCGUUAGUUACAAGUGCCAUGAUUCAGAGAUGGGGUAUUAGCUGGGCUUUCCGGGUCCUGGCUAUUGUCUCCGCUGCUGCGUGCGGCUUCUCUGCUGUCAUUGUGAGGGAUCGGAACAAGGCCAUUGGAGCUAUUCAAAUCGCCUUCCAUACCGAGCUUUUAAAAAGACCAGAGUUUCUACUCACUUUGGCCUAG